Raphanus sativus (radish) is the source of this 357-nucleotide messenger RNA. RefSeq lists its product as uncharacterized. Bases 1 to 357 code for a protein of 118 amino acids. The transcript has 2 exons. The record is from RefSeq and is a predicted model, not a curated record. NCBI's taxonomy places the organism in Eukaryota, Viridiplantae, Streptophyta, Magnoliopsida, Brassicales, Brassicaceae. Gene Ontology annotation, molecular function: zinc ion binding.
AUGAUUAUUGGAAGGCGCACAUCGCAGGGGGUUCCGUCGAGGUGCUGGUGUGGAAGAGGGAUAGUCAUAUUCUAUUCCAGAACAGAUGAGAAUCCGUAUCGACGGUUCUAUAGAUGUGAGAUAGGGGCACAGCGGAAGAAGGAAAACCAUUUAUUCAAGUGGGUAGAUGAAGCUUUGCUAGAUGGGAUUCGGAGAGUAGAAGCUCAGCAAGAUAGAAUUGCCGACCUUAUUGAAGAUCUUAAAGAGAAUUUGACAAAGACAGUGGAAGAAGAAGUGAAGAAGCAGAAGAAAACUCUUGAACUAUGUUGUUUAGGAAGCAUACUAUGGCUUCUCGGAAUGGCUAAUCGCCAAGAAUGA